Molecule: messenger RNA, 1008 nt
Organism: Tricharina praecox
Lineage: Eukaryota; Fungi; Ascomycota; Pezizomycetes; Pezizales; Pyronemataceae
Exons: 2
Coding region: 304-891 (195 amino acids)
Cellular component (GO): mitochondrion
Source: RefSeq, a predicted model, not a curated record
GUCAAUGGAAUUGAUCGCUCACGGCACGAGAGCGAGGACGGUGACGAUGGGGAUUGGAAACAUCCAGAGCAGUAGUAGUGAGUGCAAGUCCAUCUAUCUAAAAUGGAAAAUAACGGCCAGAUGUUGUCCCGCCUCAGAUGCUCUAAUUGCAAAUUGGUGAGUGGUAACGUGAGCCUGGUGAAGCGGGAAUAGUACCAAUGGUACCAUGCAUCUAACCUGCAUAUAUAGACGUCGCCCAAGUACCUACUACCGAUACAUAGGUGUCCAACUCCACCACCACCGUCACCACCACAAUACCACAUCAUGUUCCGCCCUGAUCUCUUCACGCGUCCUUUACACCGGCGGUUCUCGAGCGCCUCCCCAGCGCCUCCGCCUCCUCCAGCGCACAAGCUCCCACCCUCCCUCCGCCGCUACGCCAAGCUCUUCGCGAACAAACCCGUCUCAUACCUAACGAGCUUCCUGAUCCUGCACGAGCUCACGGCGAUAAUUCCAGUCGGCGGGCUGUUCUGGUACAUGCACGCGACUUCGUGGACGCCACCGGGGAUCCCGCAGGACCUGAUCGAGGAGAAGAUGGCCAGUCUCCGCCGGUGGAGCGAGAGGAAGGGGUAUGGCUGGUUUAAUGGCGAGAGUGGCGCGAGGGUUCUGCUGGAAGUUGGAACUGCGUAUGCUGUAGUCAAGGUUCUCAUGCCCGUCAGGGUUGCGGCGAGUGUGGCUGCUGCGCCGUGGUUUGCGAGGAAGGUGGUCGAGCCGUUGAGGGUUGUGGGCGCGCGACGGUGGAGGGCAUUGGCUGUGGCUGCGGUGGGAGCUGCGGCGGUGGUCGGCGGUGGUCAGUAUUUCGCGAGUAAACAGCGGGCAAAGGAGGUUGUGAAGGAGGCUGCGAAUGACGCUUGAAGGGUAGAGAGAGAGGUGUAGAUGAGAUCUGUAGCUGUAGAUACUCUAAAGCAGACGCGCCGAAUUCUAGAACGCGGGCUCCCGCUCAUGAUGUCAUCCCUGUCCGUUUACCCACAC